AUGAAUGACAGAAGUCAGGACGAAGAGGCAUUGUCUCAGGCGCAAAUCCUUGCUAACGUCGAAAGACAAAUCAACGCAGCUACAGCUGCAAUUAGUGAGGCUUGUAAGCAACUGCAACAAGAAGCAGACAAGCUUCGUAACGAGCGGGAAACAUUCGAUCGUAUGUCGAAGAAAAUAGAAAGUACGCAGAUUUCUGAGACGGUCAACCUCAACAUCGGUGGCCAGCAUUUUACCACAACUCGCCAAACGCUGACAAAGGACCCAAACUCGUACUUUGCUGCUAUGUUUUCCGGAAGGUUUUCAUUAAAGCGUUCUGAAGAUGGUGCGAUUCAGACGAUUGAAAUCGAUCGAGAUGGAAAACACUUCCGCCAUAUACUUAACUACCUGCGUGAUGGGAAGUUAUCUUUACCAGAAGAAGCCACGUGCACUGAUCUGGAGGAAAUCGAGACAGAAGCCACUUAUUACCAGAUACAAGGAAUUAUCGACGAGUUAAGUAAACCCAGAUCCGCGCAGAGUUAGAAGAGUUCGAUCCAAGGAGCCACAGCACUAGCCACAAGGUUGUUUUCAGAUUCUAAGAUUCUGACUCGAGAACUUGACAUGAUCUUAUCAGGUAUGCUACCUUAUAAAACUGGCGACUGGCGACUUCUGUACAGAGCUUCUCGAGACGGCUUCGAGGCAGAAUCGUUCCACUUAAAAUGCGACUACAAAGGUCCAACAGUAACGGUUGUGAAAACUGGAAACUUCGUAUUUGGCGGAUUUACUGAAGCAGCAUGGAGGAGUCCGCGUAAGUAAAAUUACGUUGUCUUCUUGAAUAGUACAAUAACUGUAAUUGUCAGUCGAGGUCUAGCAGGGUCGAGUUUUAAAGUGGCCGUAUUAACUCUUACCGCAGUCCACUUCAAUGAACCAAGAAUCGAUUUCCUUUAUAAUCGAAGUUAACCCAAGCUGACAGUGAAAAUUUAAUGUUGAUAAAUUACCACACACUUAUGGAUACUUAUACGUUAUACGUGGGGAUAACGCUGCACGUACUAGUGAAAAGUGAUUUUGUGAAUUCAUUAUUCACUCGGGUAGACUUUCGGUUAGUACCGUUCUAAGGUCGUGUUUCAAGACCAAAUUUAUACGCGACAUGACGAGAGGGUGGAUUGAGGGUCAGUUUUAAAUAUAACCUGAGUCACAUCAGCAGAUCAGUACUCGUCUGAAUUAGUGUACAGUCACCAGGUUUUUAUAGAGGCCCUGUUUGGGAUUUUAGCGGGAGGAAGGUAUAACUAGCCAAAAUAUUUUUAAGAUAGAUGAUUUUAAAAUAAAUCCUAGGGAUAGCCAAAAAUGGUUUUUUCUCUUUUAACCUAAGUAAAACUGUAAUUUAAUCAAAGGGCAAGUAGUUAGUUUAACUAUAUCUUACCCUCUCCAUUUAUUCUUGUAACCGGAUAUUUAAUUCUACAAAUAGCAUCUUUAAUUCUUCAGUCUUGUAAUACAAUAUAAUUGGCUUGGGAAAUAAAUAAAUGGAGGAAAAAAUAAACAAAUAAACAAAAAAUGGUGGAUUUAGGGAUAACGGGAACUAUAAUCAUAAAGAUAAAUUCUUCAACCCCCGUUAAUUGGGACCGGAUAGGAAUGAACGUUCAAGUUUGCUGCAUGUAUUCGGCCAAAUAUAGUGACAACAGGGUCAGUUAAAAGUUUGUAAAAAAUAUUUAAUUUUCUCCUCAAGGUGUGCGUAUGGAAGUUGUUGAAUCCAAACAGGCAUUCUUGUUCAGUUUGGUCAAUCCAUUUGGGACGGAGCCUGUUCGAAUACCGGCAGACGAGAAGGAGAGCGGUUGUGUUAUUGCCUGUAAAAAGUCGCUUGGGCCAUCGUUUGGACAAGACUAUUGGUCAGAAAAAUACCUGCACAUUUCAAAUAAUGCACAGUCAUCUCGAACAAGUUAUAGUCGUCUACGAGAAAAGUUUUCGUGUCCUGGAGGAAAACAAGGAGAUUUGUUCUUCACGGGUACUAAAGAUUUUACCGUCGAUGAUUACGAAGUGUUUGAAUUUUACUAGUGAUAAGUUUCGUACUCUAUCCACAAGCGAAGUGGGACUGGCUAAGGACGUUCGUAAGUGGAAAAUUAAUUCCACUUUUGUAAAAGAGUAGAUUUAUAGACUGGAUCCAUAAAGUGAACUUCAGAACGUAGUAUUAAAUUUAAUAUUGUAAAUGAAGAGAGAGUUAGGUCCAAAGUUUGUGCAAUGAUAAAUUAACCUUUUAAUGAAAAACAAAAAAAGACAUUGACGGGGCGGAUUUUGCCUUGUUUGUUGUAAAGUAGCUAAGCCCAAUCUAACCUUGACAAAAAAAUUAAUGCAAUGAAUCUACUAGGAAGGUUUCUUACACCAGUCAUUUUGUUUUCUAAUGUUGUAUUAAUUAUGAGGUUGCUAUAGAAAUAUGUUGUUGUCGUUACAAUAGACCAGGUUAGGCUUAUUUUCCUUGUGCAUUUUGUGCCCACUGGAUGUCAUGUGACGGUACUCAAAGGAGUAUACACUUUCUUUCAAAAUAAAGUUCAUUAAAGUAGAUGACCUUUUUGAGCCUUGGAGAAUCAUGUCAUAAGUAGGUGGAAUAUGAUCCUACGGGUGAAUGAAGUACUAAAUAAGUCUAUUAUUCUUGACAGUGACUGACGGUUCGG
This is a messenger RNA of Porites evermanni, 2639 nucleotides long. The record is from the annotation of a GenBank genome assembly. NCBI's taxonomy places the organism in Eukaryota, Metazoa, Cnidaria, Anthozoa, Scleractinia, Poritidae.